CAGAGGCUACGGCCGAGAUUCCCAAAAUGGCAAGUGUUGAGAAAUUUCCUUUUCAUGUGCCACGUUUAGAAGAGCUUGCUGGAGUUCUACAGAAUGGACUUAAAAAUAAUUUUGCUGAUGUCCAGGUCUCCGUAGUUGAUUGCCCUGAUCUGUCUAAGGAACCAUAUACAUUUCCUGUUAAAGGGAUCUGUGGGAAACCGAGAAUUGCAGAAGUAGGUGGGGUUCCUUACCUCCUGCCUCUUGUGAAUAGAGAAAAGGUUUAUGAUAUGAAUACUGUUGCAAAGCAAAUUGAUCUUCCUGGGGCUUUCAUUCUUGGAGCAGGAGCAGCUCCAUUUCAGACUCUUGGGAUCAAUGCUGAGUUUAUGCCAGUUGUCCAGACUCAAAGUGAUCACAAGCCUGCUGUGAAUGGAAGCUACUUUUCCCAGAUUAACCCUGCAGAUGGAGGGUGCCUGCUAGAGAAAUAUAGUGAGAAAUACAAUGACUUUGGAUUUGCCUUACUGGCUAAUCUCUUUGCUAGUGAAGGCCAGCCUGGCAAGGUCAUUGAAGUAAAAGCCAAAGGAAGAACUGGAAAGUACAAUUUUGUGACUUGUAUGAGACAAACUCUUGAAAAGCAUUAUGGAGAUAAACCUGUAGGGAUGGGAGGAACAUUUGUUGUUCAAAAAGGAAAAGUAAAGAUUCAUAUCAUGCCCACAGAAUUUUCUUCUUGCCCACUGAACUCUGAUGAGGAUGUGAAUAAUUGGUUGCAUUAUUUUGAAAUCAAGGCUCCUUUGGUUUGUCAGCCAAUUUUUGUUUCUUGAGACCC
Molecule: messenger RNA, 802 nt
Organism: Gracilinanus agilis (Agile Gracile Mouse Opossum)
Lineage: Eukaryota; Metazoa; Chordata; Mammalia; Didelphimorphia; Didelphidae
Gene: BKGD
Product: chromosome 3 C11orf54 homolog
Exons: 8
Coding region: 27-797 (256 amino acids)
Cellular component (GO): nucleus
Molecular function (GO): hydrolase activity, acting on ester bonds; zinc ion binding
Source: RefSeq, a predicted model, not a curated record